This is a messenger RNA of Prunus mume (Japanese apricot), 1548 nucleotides long. Its product is annotated as histidinol-phosphate aminotransferase, chloroplastic-like. NCBI's taxonomy places the organism in Eukaryota, Viridiplantae, Streptophyta, Magnoliopsida, Rosales, Rosaceae. Gene Ontology annotation, biological process: L-histidine biosynthetic process. The record is from RefSeq and is a predicted model, not a curated record. Gene Ontology annotation, molecular function: pyridoxal phosphate binding; L-histidinol-phosphate:2-oxoglutarate transaminase activity.
CACCUAAUCAAUAGAUUCGGUUUGAGUAAUACCGUUUAGCCCUAAGACAAUUCCCUCCAUUUGAAUCAUACCCGUUUCCGCCGCCGCCGCCACCAGUCAACAGCACAGGUUGUCACCGCCAUCACCAACCUUCUCUCCGAGCCCUCAUCCACCCGCGAGGUUAAUGCUGAUGGGUGUGAUUGAUAUAUACAACGCUUCCUCACUACGAUUGACCAAUAUCAGCAUCAGUCGCAGACCCAGUUGUGGAACUGAAGGGAACAAGAGGACGGUGGUGGCUAUGGCUUCCACAACCCCUGUGCAGAAAAAAGUUAGUGAGGUUCAACAGCGUUUGACCGGUGACUCGUUCAUUCGACCCCAUUUGAGGAAUUUGUCUCCUUAUCAGUCCAUUUUGCCAUUUGAGGUUUUGUCGGCCCAACUUGGAAGGAAGCCUGAGGACAUCAUCAAAUUAGAUGCAAAUGAAAACCCUUAUGGUCCUCCUCCGGAGGUUUUUGAAGCUUUGGGUGCACUGAAAUUCCCAUAUAUCUAUCCUGACCCUGAAAGCCGUCGGUUACGUGCUGCCCUUGCAAAGGAUUCAGGGCUUGAAUCUGAUUAUAUUCUUGUUGGGUGUGGUGCGGAUGAGCUCAUUGAUUUGAUUAUGAGAUGUGUGCUUGAUCCUGGUGACAAGAUUGUUGACUGCCCUCCAACGUUCACAAUGUAUGAAUUUGAUGCUGCAGUAAAUGGGGCUUCUGUCAUUAAAGUGCCAAGGAAGUCGGAUUUUAGCUUGGAUGUAGACGUCAUUUCAGAUGUUGUUGUACAGGAAAAACCUAAAUGCAUAUUCCUAACUUCUCCCAACAAUCCAGAUGGGAGUAUAAUCAGUGACGAGAUUCUCUUGAAAGUCCUUGAGCUUCCUGUACUGGUGGUGCUGGAUGAAGCAUAUAUUGAGUUUUCAGGACUUGAAUCACGGAUGCAGUGGGUGAAAAAGCAUGAGAAUCUAAUUGUACUUCGGACUUUUAGCAAACGAGCUGGCUUAGCUGGACUCCGCGUGGGAUAUGGAGCAUUUCCAUUGACCAUCAUUGAAUAUCUUUGGAGAGCAAAGCAACCAUAUAAUGUGUCUGUUACUGCUGAAGUUUCUGCUUGCGCGGCAUUGCAGAAUCCCACAUAUCUUGAGACUGUGAAAGACGCUUUGCUACAAGAAAGGGAGAGGCUUUACAACCUUCUAAAGGAGCUGCCAUUUCUCAACCCAUAUCCAAGCUAUUCCAAUUUUAUUCUUUGUGAGGUUACAUCGGGAGUGGAUGCUAAGAAGCUGAAGGCGGACCUAGCAAAAAUGGGUGUGAUGAUUCGUCACUACAACAACAAAGAGUUGAGGGGUUAUGUUCGCAUAUCUGUCGGGAAGCCUGAACACACGGAUACAUUGAUUGAUUGCCUCAGACGCUUGUCUUAACGCAGUACCUUUGUUAGGCAUCACUAUGUGUAGAUUGAAUACAUUAAUAAGCCUUGGUACUUUUUAUCAGAUUGAAUUAUAUAUGUGACUAAUUCCAUAUGAUAGAGAUAUUAUAUUACCAGGAGGCA